GACCAGAUUUUUGUAUGUAUGUGCGAGUCUGUCCGUUUCCGUGUGUGUGCACGUGUGUGUCUAUGUGUGCACGUGCGUAUGCAUGGUUGUGUGUGUGUGUGUGUGUGUGCGUGCUCAUGCAUGUGUCCUUUCCCUCCUUCUUACUGAUCUCCAGUUUCCUUGCUUCCUUCUCCACGCAGAUCUGAAGCAGAGGUGUCUGGCCAGGAUGUGUGCAAAGCCGUGAGGAGAAGCUUCCACUCAGGGCUCCUGAGGAAACAGGCCCUGCUCUCGCUGUUUGUCUGCCGCCUGAAUGCUCGCGGCCGCUGUAGCUGGCGCUGGCCUGCAGGGGGCAGGGUGCCUUCUCAACCCACACACUUAUUUAAAUGGGCGCCACAUGUACAUACAGAACACACACCAACACAUAGUACAACACUUAGUAAAUAUAGCACAACAGCAAUAAUAAUAAUAAUGAUAAUAUACAUUAUAAUGGAUUAUCAGUAGGUGGGUUUGUAAUACAUAUGACAAUGCAUGCUGUAAACAUUUCUAUAAUUAUAAAACAUUUUUUUUUUUUUUUUUACAGAGGUCACUCAUGUUUUCCUUUAACUGUGAAUUAGUCUGUUUGGAAUUGGAGAUGCAAAAGAAGUUAUUUAAACAUAUUGUACAUAGGCCUUGGGCUGCUGUAAAUAGCUUCCAGAAGAAUCAAUAAUUAAACUGGCUGUUUGGCGGUAUUUGUGUCAUGCUGUGUAACGGAUGACUAACCCAGACCGAGGUUCGGUAACGCAUGUUCGGUAAGGGCUGGCUGUGUGAGCGGGGUAUUGAUGCGCCUGGACUGAGGCCUGCCUGAUAAUUGCUUUAAUGACAGGCCUGCUGCUGAUGAUGUCACUCAGUUUGUGUGCUUGCUUAGUGGGGGGCGCUUGGGGGACAGGCUUGGCUCUGUCUCAGCAAGCCAGGCUCAGCAUAGGGGGACUUUGUUGCCCUUGGGAGGGGGGGUUGCCCUUUCGAGGCCUCCGUGACCCGGAUGCCUCAGGUCAGGACCUGUUCAGCCCUGAGGUCUAGGUGCUGUGUGGUUCCUUUUUUCACCCCCGGUUUCGGUUACGGGGGGCUCAGGUAGUGGUGUGAGGGGAACCAUUGUUUCACAGUGACCACCCGUGCGUGCAGGCCUGGUCCGAUGGGUCCGUUCCUGCUGGGCCGGCCGUAGCUGCUUCUGGGAUCUGUGCCCCCCAGCCCCCCCAGAACAUGUAUCGGCUCAUUGUUAACCCAUAAUCAAGGUAAUCUGUGUGGGACCUUUUAAGAAGCCCAAUGGAUCAGAGCCCAUUUGAAUGGAAGAUCACCCAUGAGGACACACGCAUCCCCAAACACUAGAGGUGAGUCUGGCUUUACCUGCCGUCUCUUAACCGGCUUCUGCAUCAAGCUUAGGUCUUACAUUCAUGACGCUUAUAUGGAGAAGACGUUGGUGCUGCCUAAUAGUUUUGUAAAUGUCUAAUAAUGCAUGAGUUUCUGGUCUCUAGAUAAGUGUCUCCCAACCUGGUCCACGGUCCACGUUUUUGCUCCCUUCCAGACAGUCGACAUUUUUGCUCCUGCUGGGAGGGAGCAAAAAUGUGGACUGCCUGCGGGUCCCCGAGGACCAGACUGGCAAACGUUGCUCUAGACGGUAUUUAUGCUGUAGGAUAAUACCGUCUUUGCUGCAUUUCAGAGUGUCACAUUUGACUGUUAUUGUCACAGACCAUCAAUGUCUUGAACGAGCCGAAAUCAGAACAUCUACUCAAAUAAUUAAAAUUGUUAUUCUAUUUAUGGGGGCAUUAGUGCACGAAACCUGAAGCUGCAGCAGCAGAUGUAUAGUUCUGUCGAGGGCCAAUCUCAGAGAACGUGAAGAGAAGCCUGCUAAUGAUCUCCACAUCCGAAGCUCCACAGCGGCUUAGGUGGAGAAGCCGUGGAUGGGCCCGAUUUAGCAACACGGUGAUCUCCCGUGUGCUAACGCCGCGCCGCAGUGCAUUAUGGGAAGCGGGCUCUGAACUCCAAGGCGGGGGCUGUGCGGGACCUUCUGAUCCCCGGAAUACCGGCUGGCAGACGGCAGGGCCUCAUUAGAAGGGAGCGGAUGCGGCGUUUCAGUAGCUAACCGGAGCUUUAAUGAGCGGCAGAGGGUUCGAGGUGAGGGAAGGUGUCGGUGGAGGAGUCUGGGGGGAAUCUCGGCGUCUCUAAAGACGCUCACCUUAAAAAGGCGGGACGUUUUCCUCCACUGCACGUUACAUACAAAUCGGAAGUUUAUACAAACAUAUUCGGUUUCCAGCAAGAAAAUGUCCACCAACAGUCUUAGAAACAAGGACAGGAUAUGAGGUUAUGGUUUGGCCAUUAAAAUAUUCCUCUACAUGUCAGUAUAGUGUUGGUGCUUAUUCCCUAAAACCAUCUGGGCUCUCAGCGUUUAGCAAAACCUUUUGGACAAACCUGGAAACCACUAGAAAAGGGUUAUUCAACUCACGGUCCUUGAGGUCCGAGCACUGCUAGUUUUCCAGCCUUCCUUUACCUGUCAGUCAGGUGUGAAGCCUCUGACCAAUCAGAAUCAGCAAUUAUUAAACAACUACCUGGGAGAACUGAAAACACGGCCUGGAUUUGGGAUCGAGAUUCAAGUUUGAAGAGCCCUGGACUAUACAAGCCUGAUUAAGCUGCAGGAUUUUCUUUCUGUGUGUCUGCAGAGCUGGAGAACAUGCUUCUCCCAUUGCUGCUGAUGCUGUUGUCCGCUCCGGCCGGUAAGUGCCAGCCUGGUGCAAAUCAGCUGUUACCGUCUCCAGUAAACAGCAGCCGGAGUUUCUGGCCGAGUGACAACUUUGCAGGACGCUGUUAAGAAUGUGUAAUUUCUCAGUUGUUAAUCUUGCGUCUCGCGCCUCCAGUCCUUUCCCAGAAUUCCUCGUUCUGCCCGGAGCCAGCCGACCCCACAGCUGCUCAGCUUCUGAUUGGCUGCCUGGGGACUCGCUUCACCUGGCUCCAGGAGCUGCAGGACAGCUUCCCGUCCCUCUUCCGCUUCGCCCUGUGCCUGCGCUGCAGGACGGGUCUGUGCCCCCGAGACCUGGAGGAUUACGGCUGCUCCUGCCGAUACCUGGGGGGGCGGGGGACCGUCGACGACAUGGAUGGGUGAGGCCGGACUCUCCCCAGGCGCUGCCGUGUUCAGUCCAAGCCCCCGGAUCGCUGGAGAUGAUAAAGUUCCUCCCCUCCUCGGUGUGCAGGUGCUGCUUCCGCCACAGGGGGUGCUACAGAGCCGUGACCGAGCGCGGCUGCCGAUCCCAACCGGACACGACGACUUACAGCGUCACCUGCGGCCACAGCAACGUGACUUGCGACAUGAGCGAUCCAUGUGCCCGGGACUGGUGCCUGUGUGACAAGGCGGCCAUCGAGUGCAUGGGACGGUCCCCCUACCACCCCUCCUGGCGGCACCUGGACUCCGCAUCGUGCUCCUCAGGCCCCGCGACCGGCCCCCUCUUACCAGAAAAUGAAACACUGGCCAACAGCACAUUGGACCCUGAGCCUGACCUCAACCAGACCCUGGUGUUCGCCGACCUCUCCGCGGAAUCCCUAUAUGAAGGUAAAAGGCCUAACAUCGCCGACCUCUCCGCAGAAUCCCUAUAUGAAGCCCUUCAUGGGGGGGGCGUGGAUCCAGCCGGAGUGACAGAGGAUCCGGAGACCCCCAGUCCCUCAGGAACGGCUUCCCCUCACCCCUCAUCUCCCUCGGAAGGUGAGACCGAGCUGGAGCCAGAGGAAAUGCUGACUGCAGGAUCUCCACGUCCUUCUCUAGAAGAAGAGAGAGAGAGUAGCAGCAGACGUGCACCAAACGCCGAGCAGAAACAUCAGCUGCCUCUGCAGGUCCCAGCGGAGACUCACUCUGAAGUCCUAAACAGACGGGAAACGAAGACGACAGCGGCGACAGAGAGACAGGAGACAUUUCCUACGCAAGCCAGCCACCCUUCGCCGUCCACCGCUGACGCAGCAACAGCCGAAAUGGACGCUGAGACAGAGGACGUGACCGAACCUGUAAGAGUGUCAUUGGUUGGUACUAUGCAGACAACGGUGGCUCCACCAAUCCGCACGACACAUUCUACCCUGAACUCUGCAGAAAUGGACUCUUUCACAGAAGCUGAGGAGCCGGUGUCCGUGACAAAAGGCCGUACGGCUCAGAGAGACAGGAAGGGGACGCUGACACAACCUGACACAUCUGCUGAGGCCGAACCGACAGACAGGCCCUCGUGCAAAGAGACAGAUUCGCACGAUGAAUCCCGAGAGAAAGAAGCGUACCAGCCCAAGCCAAGGGCUGUACCCCUAUUCGCGCUCUCUCUCCUGGAAGCGGCUGGCCUCAUUGACCUUCCUGCGGACCACAACACUGAAGAGUGCAGCCACACCUUCACCCAGUACGGCGCGGACGGCCGGCCGCGCCAGGAGAUGCCCGCGCUGGGCGAGAUGCUACACUGCCUGACGGGCCGCUGUCCGCACGACUACGAGAUGCACGGCUGCUACUGUGGCCAGGAGGGGCGUGGCCGACCCGUGGACCAGCUAGACAGCUGCUGUUUCUUCCACCAGUGCUGCCUGGAGCAGAUAAGGAUGCUGGGAUGCCGCCCAGAACGCAGGCUGGGCGUCCACAUCACCUGCCAAGAGGGCCAGCCGCAGUGCUUCGGGGUCGGCGUCUGCGACAAGCUGCAGUGUGUGUGUGACAAAGCCAGUGCCCACUGCAUGGCUGCCGCCCAGCACAACGACAGCGUCUCCUCGCACCAGUGCCGCGGACCCAAGGCCCCCUGCCGGCGCAGGCCGCUCGCCCCGCCCUGGCUCCGCCCACCGGCCCACCUGCCCGACUCCAGCGAAGAGAGUGGCACUUGGGAGGGAACGAGACGGGAGGUGAUCCAGAGUCGCCCCGUCCGGCCUGAGGCGGGGGACAGUGUUGCCAUGGAAACCAGUAGAAUGACCAGCGAUGAAGGAGAUGGGGGACUGGGUGAGCUGACUGAGGAUGGAGCCUAGGAAACAGCAGUCCUUCCGCACUCCCAGGGGGUACCAACAGGAGGAGCUCUCGGAACAGCCCAAAAACCUCACUAUGGUAUUUUCUUUAUUAAAAAAAAACAAAACAAACAAAAAAAAAAAACCUUGUGCUUUUAAGUUUGUGCAGCUUCAGGUCUUGAAGUGCAAAACACAGCAAUCCCCAUUUCCUGUGGAAUCACAAGUUUCAGACUGGAC
Molecule: messenger RNA, 5187 nt
Organism: Paramormyrops kingsleyae
Lineage: Eukaryota; Metazoa; Chordata; Actinopteri; Osteoglossiformes; Mormyridae
Source: RefSeq, a predicted model, not a curated record